Molecule: messenger RNA, 729 nt
Organism: Saprolegnia parasitica CBS 223.65
Lineage: Eukaryota; Oomycota; Saprolegniomycetes; Saprolegniales; Saprolegniaceae
Exons: 1
Source: RefSeq, a predicted model, not a curated record
AUGAUCCAGGCGGCAAGCAAGCCAACGAAGAUGAGCUUUGACAUCCUCGGCAGCGCGUUGACUACGCUCAACGUCGCCAUGACGUCGCACUUCAUUUCCGAUCACCUCGACAUCACGCCAUCGAUGCCGUUGGCGACAGUCGCACAUUGGCUGCACGCGACACUGAUGACAGUCGGCUGGGAACCGUUGGCACGAGCGAUGACGACCAUGCUCACUCGGUGGCACAAGCACACUUUGGACCGUCCGCUCAGUCAUGGCUUCCGCCUCGUCGCAAGCUUGGCCGGCGUCGUGGAUCAUCCCGUGUGCCCUCGACUGGACCUUCCGUUUGUCUCGGAGCUCAUCAAGCUCUGCUGGCCUGUCAUCACAAAAGACCUUCCCGCCCCGGGUGACGUUAAGGAUGGCCAUGACGCGCGCGGGCUCAUUGCAUCUGUGUUGCUUCUCGAAGCGCACGUCCUGUCGGGCGAGGGUUGGUUCACGAACAAGCUGCCGACGAUCUUGUGCAUCGAAAUCGACUCGUACCUCCUCCCGGCGAACACGAUCGAGCAGCACAUCGACCACUGGAUGCAGCGCGAGCCGUUCGACGUUGUUGCGCCGUCGCUGGUAAGCGCAACGAAGCGGAACCCGCAGCUGCGUAUCAACAAGAACCGAGCGGCGCUUGCCGGCGCGCUUGCCAGCAUCUCCGCCAAAAACAUGCGCAACGUGUGGGGCGUUGCAAGCGCUUUGGCACUG